UCGUGUUCGCUCGUACAUUUCCGGAAGUGGUCGGCUUGCAAACAUGGCGAUGGCCUUACGAAAGUCUGCGUUGUUGUUCGACGCGAGGUUGCUCCGUCCGGAGCUCAAAAUCCUCUGCUCCUAUCACAAGAAGGUGGUGGACCACUACGAAAACCCGAGAAAUGUGGGCUCUCUGGAUAAAAACGCCAAGAACGUGGGCACCGGCUUAGUGGGCGCACCGGCCUGCGGCGACGUCAUGAAACUCCAGGUGGAAGUGGAUGAAAACGGUAAAAUCGUGGACGCCAAGUUCAAGACGUUCGGCUGCGGAUCAGCAAUCGCUUCCAGCUCUCUGGCAACUGAGUGGGUCAAAGGGAAGUCGGUCGAUGAAGCUUUGAGGAUCAAGAACACAGACAUCGCAAAAGAACUCUGCCUUCCGCCUGUCAAGCUUCAUUGUUCUAUGCUCGCAGAAGACGCCAUCAGAGCGGCCCUGUCGGACUACAGAAUAAAACAGAACAAGGACGAGCAAGGCGUCAAAGCCAGCAAUUGAUUUCCCGUCACUAAAUAUCCACAAUGGGUCGGUGUACCUCAGGGAUGUGUGUCAUGUACAGGAAGCUUUCUUUCUUAAGAGAUUAUGGAUCGUUCCAUCUCUUCAUCUUCUGCUAAUAAUGCAACAAGCCUAUUUCUUAAUAAAAUAUUUGCAUUUGUGAUGCUAGGAUAGUAAGCAUAGCAUAAAAAAUAUAUAUAUAUAUAUAUAUCGCUGUAUAUCAAUUUUCUUCACAUUUGCUAUGGAUCGGUGUUAAGGAGGUUUUGCAACUGGAAAUUAAAGGUCAA
This is a messenger RNA of Syngnathoides biaculeatus (alligator pipefish), 810 nucleotides long. RefSeq names its product iron-sulfur cluster assembly enzyme a (gene iscua). NCBI's taxonomy places the organism in Eukaryota, Metazoa, Chordata, Actinopteri, Syngnathiformes, Syngnathidae. Gene Ontology annotation, biological process: iron-sulfur cluster assembly; intracellular iron ion homeostasis. The transcript is spliced from 5 exons. Gene Ontology annotation, cellular component: mitochondrial matrix; cytoplasm. The coding region runs from base 44 to 526 and encodes 160 amino acids. Gene Ontology annotation, molecular function: 2 iron, 2 sulfur cluster binding; ferrous iron binding. The record is from RefSeq and is a predicted model, not a curated record.